Ailuropoda melanoleuca (giant panda) is the source of this 7194-nucleotide messenger RNA. It is a transcript of the gene PITPNM3, whose product is annotated as PITPNM family member 3. The transcript is spliced from 20 exons. Gene Ontology annotation, biological process: phospholipid transport. Bases 760 to 3516 code for a protein of 918 amino acids. Gene Ontology annotation, cellular component: cytoplasm. Lineage: Eukaryota; Metazoa; Chordata; Mammalia; Carnivora; Ursidae. The record is from RefSeq and is a predicted model, not a curated record. Gene Ontology annotation, molecular function: phosphatidylcholine binding; phosphatidylcholine intramembrane carrier activity; phosphatidylinositol binding.
UGCCUUCUGUGGGUUAGUCAUGAUCCCGCAGCCGCGGGUCUGGGCCUUCGGAGAGGCCGACAGCGAGCACGCGUUCCUUCCGAUCCUUCGAGCUGGGGACUGACGGUCGUCGGUGCUUUAGCGGGGAGACCCAAGGCUGGGGCGUGGGAACAGGACAGCCCCGCGGCUGCCGAGGUGGAGCUCAGGCCCCCUCCCGCACUGGGGCUUGUGUGUGUCCGCUGGAGGCCGCGGUCCAGGCCGCACACGCCGUGUGGGCGUCGGCCUCCCUGCCCCUUCACCCGCCUGCCGUUGGGGCUGUGCAGAAGCGUGUGGCCUGUGGGAAGACACGUUUCCGGGCGUGACUUUCUGGGCCUUUGUCCCCUGCUCCGCUGACCUUGAGGUGUCAUUUCGAGCAGAUGGUGUCAUAGGUGGUGGUGCCUUUGAGGGACCCCCUUGAACGGAGCCCCCUUCCCACUGGUUGAGACCCUGCACCCACGCAGCACGGCCCCCCGCGUGUGCUGGUGUGCGGGCCACCUCGGCGGCGUGCCUUGACCGCCUCCAGUCUGGAUUGCAGGGCUCCUGCCCCACACAGCGUGUCGGAGAGAGACUGGGGGUCCAAAUGCCAGCACAGGGUCCGGCCAGCUCGGUGGCCCUCCCCCGGGUGGCGGUGCCCCCUGGCACCUUCGAAACGUCCUCAGCGACUCAGUGGAGAGCUCAGACGAUGAAUUCUUUGAUGCCAGAGAGGAGGUGGCCGAAGGGAAGAAUGCCAUCCUCAUCGGAAUGAGCCAGUGGAAUUCCAACGACCUGGCGGAGCAGAUGGAGACCAUGGGGAAGCUGGAAGGACAUGAGGGAGACGGGAGCGCCCCGUGCACUUCCAGCGCCCUCCAGGAGAAACAGCGAGAACUGUAUCGGGUUUCCUUGAGAAGACAGAGGUUCCCAGCCCAGGGAAGCAUCGAGAUCCACGAGGACAAUGAGGAAGGCUGCCCGCAGCGCUCCUGCAAGACGCACGUGCUCCUGCUGGUGCUGCAUGGGGGGAGCAUCCUGGACACGGGCGUGGGGGACCCGUCCUGCAAGGCGGCCGACAUCCACACCUUCGGCUCCGUGCUGGAGAAGGUCACACGGGCCCACUUCCCGGCGGCCCUGGGCCACAUCCUCAUCAAGUUCGUGCCCUGCCCCGCCGUCUGCUCUGAUGCCUUCUCGCUUGUCUCUAACCUGAACCCCUACAGCCACGAUGAGGGCUGCCUCGGCAACAGCCAGGACCACGUCCCUCUGGCCGCCCUGCCGCUGUUGGCCAUCUCCUCCCCGCGCUACCAGGAUGCGGUGGCUACCGUCAUCGAGAGGGCCAACCAGGUCUACGCGGAGUUCCUCAAGUCCCCUGACGGGAUCGGCUUCAGUGGGCAGGUGUGUCUCAUCGGGGACUGUGUGGGGGGCCUCCUGGCCUUUGACGCCAUCUGCUACAGCGCGGGGCCCUCGGGUGACAGCCCAGGCAGCAGCAGCCGGAAGGGGAGCAUCAGCAGCACGCAGGACACCCCCGUUGUGGUGGACGAGGCGUGCAGUCUGGCCGGCAGCAAGCGUCUGAGCAAAAGCAGCAUCGAUGUCUCCAGCGUGCCGGAGGAUGACGAGCCCCAGAGGCCGUUGCCGCGGAAACAGAGCGACUCCUCCACCUACGACUGUGAGGCCAUCAGCCAGCACCACGCCUUCCUGUCGAGCAUCCACUCCAGUGUGCUGAAGGACGAGGCCGAGCCCCCAGCGGCCGGGGGGUCCCAGCCGCCCGAGGCCAGCCUGGGUCGCUUGGACUUCGACGUGUCCGACUUCUUCCUCCUCGGCUCGCCCCUGGGCCUGGUCCUGGCCAUGCGGAGGACGGUGCUGCCCGGGCUGGACGGCUUCCAGGUGCGCCCCGCCUGCGGCCAGGUGUACAGCUUCUUCCACUGCGCGGACCCCUCGGCUUCACGGCUCGAGCCCCUGCUGGAGCCCACGUUCCACCUGGUGCCGCCCGUCAGCGUGCCCCGCUACCAGAGGUUCCCGCUGGGCGAUGGACAGUCGCUCCUCCUGGCCCAUGCCCUGCACACCCACAGCUCCCUCUUCCUGGAGGGCAGCUCGCAGGACAGCCCACCGCCUCCCGACGCCCCCGCCUCGUCCCCCCAGGCCCAGCGCCCAGGACGGAGGGUGAGCCAGGACAGCUCCCACAGCGAGAGCUCGGGGUCCUCGGACAGCCUGGCACCCGUGGGCGCCUCCCACGUCACGGCCAGGUGGUGGGGCACCAAGCGCAUCGACUACGCCCUGUACUGCCCGGACGUCCUCACGGCCUUCCCCACGGUGGCCCUGCCUCACCUCUUCCACGCCAGCUACUGGGAGUCCACGGACGUGGUGGCCUUCAUCUUGAGACAGGUGAUGCGUUACGAAAGCGUGACGGUCAAGGAGAGCGCCGGCCUGGAUCCUGCGGCGCUGAGCCCCGCCAACCCCCGUGAGAAGUGGCUCCGUAAGAGGACCCAGGUCAAGCUGCGGAACGUGACUGCGAACCACCGGGCCAACGACGUGAUCGCGGCUGAAGAUGGCCCCCAGGUCCUGGUGGGGCGCUUCAUGUACGGGCCCCUCGACAUGGUGGCCCUGACUGGGGAGAAGGUGGACAUCCUGGUGAUGGCAGAGCCGUCGUCGGGCCGCUGGGUGCACCUGGACACGGAGAUCACCAACAGCAGUGGCCGGAUCACGUACAGCGUGCCGCGGCCCCGGCGCCUGGGGGUCGGCGUCUACCCCGUAAAGAUGGUUGUCAGGGGCGACCAGACCUUCGCGCUGAGUUACCUCACGGUGCUGCCCCGGGGCAUGGAGUGCGUGGUCUUCAGCAUUGAUGGGUCUUUCGCCGCCAGCGUGUCCAUCAUGGGAAGUGACCCCAAGGUCCGGCCAGGGGCAGUGGACGUUGUCCGGCACUGGCAGGACCUGGGCUACCUGAUCCUGUACAUCACGGGCCGGCCGGACAUGCAGAAGCAGCGGGUGGUGUCCUGGCUGUCGCAGCACAAUUUCCCGCAGGGCAUGGUGUUCUUCUCGGACGGGCUGGUGCACGACCCGCUGCGGCAGAAGGCCAUCUUCCUCCGCAACCUCGUGCGGGAGUGUUUCAUCAGAAUCAGUGCGGCCUACGGCUCCACGAAGGACAUCUCUGUGUACAGCGUGCUGGGGCUGCCGCCCUCGCAGAUCUUCAUUGUGGGCCGGCCCGCCAAGAAGUACCAAACCCACUGCCAGUUCCUGAGCGAGGGCUACGCGGCGCACCUGGCAGCGCUGGAGGCCGGCCACCGCGCGCGCCCCAAGAAGAACAGCUCGCGCAUGAUCCUGCGUAAGGGCAGCUUCGGCCUGCACGCGCAGCCCGAGUUCCUGAGAAAGCGGAGCCACCUGCGCCGGACCAUGUCGGUGCAGCAGCCCGACCCGCCCGCCAACCCCAAGCCCGAGCGGGCGCAGAGCCAGCCCGAGUCCGACAAGGACCACGAGCGGCCCCUGGCCGCGCUCAGCUGGGCGCGCGGGCCCCCCAAGUUCGAGUCGGUGCCCUGAGGGCUGGGCUGAGCGCAGAGCAGGGGGGCCCUACCGGCUGCCUGCGGGCCGGGAGGGGCUGCGUCGCCCCGAGACAGGCCUUUUCCUGCUUUUUCCCUCCCGUGUCUGUCCAGCAGUGUCCGACCAGAGCGGGGAGGGACCCCCGGGCCGCGAGGGGGAGACCCAGGUUCUCUGUGCAGCUGCGGCUGCCUCCCUGUGCGGUGCCCGUGACCGCAAGCCCGGGUGCGGGCUGGUGUGUGUGUGAUCUUGGGGAGCGGCCCUGCCCGGAGUCGAACAUCCGGCUGGGUUCCCGAGGCUUCGGAGGGGCCGGGCAGGCCCGCAGGGGAGAAGCCCCCAGGCCAGGGACCAGCGGCCGCUUGCAGGCACAGCUUCCUGGCUGCCUGCUGGAGGGGUGAGUGGCAUUUGCACAGCCCUCCCUGCGGCAUCCCGGGUCACCAUCUUGGGCCUCCUGGAUUUCCUGCGGCCAAGUGGCCAUUUCCUGGCCACUUCCUGGGAGUGAGAGGAUAUCCCCUGGGUCCUCCUGUGUUCGCAGUGUCUGUCUACGGCCCUGGGGGGGGCGGGGUCUGGUGCUGACGGUCUGUCCUCCUGCGGCUGUCCAUUGUCCCCGUCUUGUCCUUGGUGUUGUCACCAUUCUCCCGUGGAUCGUGAGGACAGUCAUUCCUCUUCCCGGGGUCCUGCCUGGCGCCCUCCCCUGUGAGGCUGAGGCCUUGGGCUCUGGCCCCGCUGGGCUGGCUGUGACACUGGAGCCCAUUGCUGGCCCUCUCUGGGCCUUGCCUUCCUUAUGGGAUCGGACGGGUCUCCCUGCUGAGAUUGGUGCGGGUUUCUGACUCCUGGGCUGUCUUGCACUAGGACCCCCCAGAGAGCCCAGGUGUGCACCUUGCACCGGGCACCCCACCAGUUCACAGGAAGCCCCUGUGGGGAGGGAGAGGGAUGGGAAGGUGGGAAGGUGGGAAGGAGUCCCCGUUCCACGGGGAGGUUUGCUUUGCACUGAUGCCCAAACCACUGUCCCAGGAGCAGGGACAUCACCCCAAUGGGCACUGAUCUGGCUCACCCUCCCCAGCUCUGCUCAGACUGAUUCUCCCUCUUGGCUCCUGGAGUGCGCAGAGCUGCGAUCUGGCAUUCUGGGGGCUCAUGUGAUUUUGGCUCAAACUGUUGUAUUCUCUUCCCUUCCGCCUGCCAUUGCGCAUGGUUUGGUGCCCUUACCCUUCUCCCGGCUCGUCCCCUGAGGUUGGCGGGGCUUGGCUCCCGGGGUGGGGGGAGCUCAGAGCCUGCCCCAGCCCUCCUGCUGCGAGCCCCUGGUGGGGGGCCCGGGUCUCCUGCACCCCGCUGCUGUCCGGCCGGGCCCACUCCCGUCCCCAUGGGCUGCUGUGGCCUCCUUCUGGGUCCCCUCUGGCCGUCCCCGAGGCUGGCUCCGCUCCUCCAGGCAGGGCUGUGUCCUGGCCGGGCUGCCCCGGAGCCCGGACGUCUGUAUCCACAGCAGGCACCUGCGUGGGCCCCGUGUUGCUUCCUCUCAGCGUCUACCUCUUGCCGCUCCCGCGUGGCCAGCGUUCUCCCCGACAGCGGCUGCUGGCGGGAGCGGCUGACAGCGCCCUGCGGAUGGCCUGGCACAGUGGGCGCCCUGCCGGGGCCGGAGGGGUCCGGGCUCCCAGCCCCGACCCUGCACUCUCCAGGACGCGAGUCUUCUCCCGCAUGGCUGGCUCGUGCGCCCCACCUCCAGGGCUGUCUGCACUUGAGCCAGAGCCUCGGGCAGGCCCGCUGGGCAGCUCCGUCUCUGGCCCUGCCUCCCGCGGGCUCGCAAGGGCCACCCCUCCUUCCACAUUCCGUCCGUGGGGCGCUCCGUGAGGCACCAGCGCGUGGGGCAUAGCCGCUUCCACCCUUUGCAGAGUAUGCCCUGGCCGGAGCACGGGCAGAUGGUCUGAUUCUCUGACGCUGCACCGUGUCCCUUCUGCAGAAGCUGCUGAUGUAGGUGGUAAAGUCCUUAGUGGGAGUUCCUCCUUCCCGAGUUAGGCUCCCUCUGCCCCGCGAACCCCAGGCUGGAAGCCAGAGAGACAGAGACAGAGACAGCGCCAGGACCCUGCCGGGGAACCUGCGACCGUGAGCAGGGUUCCGUGGCCUGGGGUCUGCAGCUGGGAUGGGGGACCCAGCAGGAGGCCACUGCCCUUCCUGUCUGGCACUGGGAGGACUCAGGCCCUCGCUGCUGAAGGUGCACAGCGGGGCGCGGUGAGCGGGUCCUUGGGGAGCCCCAGCUGGGGCGCGUGCACAGCAGGGCCUGCAGUGGGAGGCUCCUUGGCCUUCCCCGCGGCUCUGCAAGCACCACACGCUCCCUGUGCCAGUGGCGUGUUCCGUCGUGUCCGUCCACUCCAGUCAGAGAAGAAGCACCGAGAGGUGCUGUUCCCGGGGGGGGGGGGACUGCCUCUCCCCCGGGCAGUGCCGUGACCCCAGUCUGGCUGUUUUCUAGAGAAUCCUUCCAGUUCCCGGUGUGCCUGCUCCCUGGGGGCUGGGAACCCCUCGUCCUGCCUGACCAAAGCUCCUUGUCUCUCGUGUGGCAUGUUUGUUCCUCCCGAUCCAGGGCUGUCCUUGCCCGAGCGCUGCCUGCCGCCUUCCUCCGCACUCGCCCUGCUGCGGGCUGGGGUGCACCCCUGGCCGGCGCCCGCUCUCCUGGCAUCAUGGGUUUCCUUGGGAAGAUCUCGCGCCUCCUCCCUUAGGCUCCACAAAACACGUGUUUUAAAAAGUAGCGUCUUUUCUUGCGUGUGGCUGACGGGCCCUCCUGUCCGGGUGCCGGGCGCGGCCCGGACAUUGCUGGGGCAUGGGCCGUCUGAAGGACGGGAGGCUGGAUCUCAGGGUCUUGAGACGGUCCUUUCACCGCCUUGGAGCCCAGAGUCUGUGCCCCCGAGUGUCCUGCAGGCAAAACGAGGUUCCAAUUUUUAAAAGAAAGCCGGCACGAAGCCGGUGGUAGUGGGUCCGAGGGUGGCGCUGGUUCUGCUCGAGUGCCCGCACCCAGCCUCCGAGCCACCCUGCCCGUGGGGAGGAGCCUCGUGUCUUGACCCCGCCUUAAAUAACCAAUUUCCCGCCGAAUCCCGGGGUUUGGGUGCCAGGUGCUCUGGAAACCUAUUCUCUGGCUCAGCCGAAAGAAACCGCCCCUUCUCCUUCCCCUCCGUCUGGGUCAGGGGAACUUUCUUAAAGGUCACAGCUAGGGGAACGUCCCCCAGGAGCAGCGAGGCCAGGCCCAGCGCCGGGAAACCACCAGGGUGGCCGGGAGGGACCGGAGUCCGAGCCCACCCUCGCUGGGACGAGGAGCGGCAGGUGACACCAAGGAGGGGCAGGACCGGAGGCAACCCACGCACGGGGACCUCCACCCCGGGACCCCACCGUCCUUUCCUGUUCGUUGACUCCAUGGUGGCCGCCUGUCUGACUUGUCCGUGGUCUGGCUGUUCUAAAUGUGUGACUGAGUCUUACCUGUGGUGGAUGGUUCUGUGGUGAAGAAAGGUUUACCCCACUCCUCGUGGCUGCCUUGUACACGAUCCGUUAGAGAAGAAAAUGUGAAAUACCACAUUUCUAACACGACACGCACAGCAUUGCGGAGUUAAAAGAUUUUUACAACUGGUCUUGAUUUUGACGUGAGCUGGUUUUUAACUCUCGAAUGUUGUCACUUAAAUAAAAACCUUCUUUGCCUUUGAA